Danio aesculapii is the source of this 9994-nucleotide messenger RNA. It is a transcript of the gene mapkbp1, whose product is annotated as mitogen-activated protein kinase binding protein 1. Gene Ontology annotation, molecular function: protein binding. The transcript is spliced from 30 exons. Lineage: Eukaryota; Metazoa; Chordata; Actinopteri; Cypriniformes; Danionidae. The record is from RefSeq and is a predicted model, not a curated record. Bases 351 to 5225 code for a protein of 1624 amino acids.
AGGUAUUACGACUGUAAGUGAUUUGCGGAGCUUACAGACCGGCUCACCGUCAAACUGCUGACUCGAAACACGAAACAUGGUCCGUUUUAACGAAUGGACGUCCGUGGGAAGCGCGUCUCACACUGACGGGAACACCGCACGGGAUUUAAAGCGUUUAUAGAGGGGAUUCGCGAUGACGGUUCCGGUGAAUGGGUUUUAGUAUAUGAAUUAAAUGGCUGUGAUCAGAUCAUGGCUUGCUUUAAACGCGUAUCGUGUGAUUGAUUACCGACUGUGAUUGUAGAGCGAAGGGCUUUCGGCUGACCCGCCGUUUGAUUGCUGGAAACACUGAUUCAACAGCACAGCGAAUCAAGAUGACAGUGGAAAAUACAACUAUCAAAAGUCGGAUUAAAAAUCUGCUACGGUCACCUUCCAUCAAAUUGAGAAGAAGUAAAGCUGGGAACAACAAAGAGAAUCUCAGUAAUAAGGUGACAUUGGAGAAAGUUCUAGGAAUCACUUCCGCUGGGAGUCGUGCUUUGGCAUGUGACCCACACUCAGGACUAAUUGCCUACCCUGCCGGGUGUGUGGUGGUGCUACUGAACCCUAAGAAGAACAAACAGCAUCAUAUCAUCAAUAGCUCCCGGAAGACCAUCACUACAGUCUCCUUUUCUCCGGAUGGCAAAUAUGUGGUCACAGGCGAGAGUGGUCAUAUGCCGGCGGUGCGUGUCUGGGACGUGGCGGAAAGGACGCAGGUGGCCGAGUUACAGGAACAUAAAUACGGCGUGGCGUGUGUCUCUUUCUCCCCCAACAGUAAAUACAUCGUCAGCGUGGGCUAUCAGCACGACAUGAUCGUCAACGUCUGGGCCUGGAAGAAAAAUGUUGUGGUCGCUGCCAACAAGGUGUCCAGUAAAGUGACGGCGGUGUCUUUCUCAGAUGACAGCUCGUACUUUGUUACAGCCGGAAACCGACACGUCAAGUUCUGGUAUCUUGACCACACCAAAUCAUCCAAGGUGAACGCCACAGUGCCGUUAUCGGGCCGCUCUGGUCUUCUAGGAGAGCUGAGGAAUAACUUCUUCAGCGAUGUUGCGUGUGGAAAAGGCCGGAAAGCGAGCAGUACGUUCUGCAUCACUACCUCUGGGCUGCUCUGUGAGUUCAACGACAAGAGAAUGCUGGACAAGUGGGUGGAGCUCAGGACCAGUAUGGCCACGUCUCUGUCGGUCAGCGAGGACCUGAUCUUCUGUGGCUGUGCUGACGGGACUGUGAGAGCCUUCACCCCCACCGACCUGCACUUUAUCUGUACCCUUCCUCAUCCCCACAGUCUGGGCACAGACAUCGCCACGCUCACUGAGGCCAGCCACCUGUUCUCCUACAAGCAGAACGUGCGCUAUCCUGACGCCGUGGCCGUGUCUUAUGACCCCAGUAGCCGAUGGCUCUCCUGUGUCUACAACGAUCACAGUCUGUACGUGUGGGACGUCCGGGACCUGCGGAAAGUGGGCAAGGUUUACUCUGCUCUCUACCAUUCCUCCUGCGUGUGGAGCGUUGAGGUUUACCCAGAGUCGAGGGAUGGAGAGCAGCCGCGUUUGUCUCCCGGAUCCUUCCUCAGCUGUUCAUCUGACAACACAAUCCGUUUGUGGCACACAGACGUCCAGAACACCAGCCUCAGCCGAAACGUCAUCAGCAAUGAUCUCCAGAAGAUCAUUUACAUGGACAGCAACACCUCCACCCUGCUGGACACAGACUGCACCAUCUCCAGUAACUCGGAGAAGGUGGACCCACAGACCUCAGAGAACCGCACUGGCAUCAGGACCAUGUGUGUGAGUCCAGACGGGCUGCAUCUGGCAUCAGGAGACCGUAACGGCACACUCAGAAUCCAUGAUUUGGAGAGCAUGGAGGAGAUUCUGGAUGUUCAAGCCCACGACUCUGAGAUCUUGUGUCUGGAGUACUCCAAACCUGAAACCGGCCUGAAACUGUUGGCCACGGCUAGCAGAGACAGACUGAUCCAUAUUCUGGAUGCGGAUAAGGAAUACAGCCUGCUGCAAACACUGGAUGAACACUCUUCCUCCAUCACUGCUGUCCGGUUUGCUGCUAAUGAAGGAAAAGUCAGAAUGAUCAGUUGUGGUGCUGAUAAGAGCAUCUACUUCCGCACAGCACAGAAGACUGAGGAGGGAACAGCGUUCACACGUACUCAUCACAUAGUGAGGAAGACCACUCUGUAUGACAUGGACAUCGACCCUACGCGGAAGUAUGCUGUUAUUGGCUGUCAGGAUCGCAGCAUCAGGAUCUUUAACAUCGGCAACGGCAAACAGAAGAAGGUUUACAAGGGAUCCCAAGGGGAGGACGGGACCGUUAUCAAGGUUCAGACAGAUCCAUCUGGCCUCUAUGUUGCCACGAGCUGCUCAGACAAAAACAUCAGCAUCUUCGACUUCUACACUGGAGAAUGUGUGGCCACCAUGUUCGGCCACUCUGAGGUUGUAACAGGAAUGAAGUUUACUAAUGACUGCAGACAUCUGAUAACUGUGUCUGGAGACAGUUGUAUCUUUGUGUGGCGGCUCUCUCCUGAGUUGACCAUCAAUAUGAGACAACGGCUCUCAGACCUGAAACAGAACAGCAGGCCUGUACAGAAGACUCCUCCAAACAAACAACACACACUUAGUACAAGGAAAGAAAUCCACAGCGCUCCAGUCAUUGGCACCAUGUCGUCCGACAGUGACAAAGAUGUGGAAGAGGAAGAAGGCAUCGAGGAGGAAGAUGAGAUGUUCCCUCACUUAUCAUCAGGCAGCAGUGCUGGUGAGGACACAGGAUCUUCUGAAGAAAAGCACAACACUCUCAACUCCCACAUGAAGAAGCAAUCUAGCAGCUCUGAACAUGAGAGUUCAGGUUCACGGCCGAGACGGCGCUGGUCCAGGAGAAUGGGCAGUAUCGAUCUAAAGGUCAAAUCCAUGUUGGACCUAAGGCAGCUGGAGUCUUUCGCCAUGCCCCUGUUCCCAAGCAAAUCCCAUGAUGCUCCAAAAGACCCUCCAGCACCUAAGAAUCAAGAUCUCGGCAGCACCAUCAGUUUGCAGACCCUCGCUGCAUGGAUGCCUGAAGAGAAUGGACAAACACGUCCUCAUUACAUCCAGCUGCCUCCUCAAACCCCAGAGACAGAGGUGCUGUAUCCUGAAGGAUGUGAAGACCAAAGCAGUCUUGCCGGCAGUGAGUAUCAGGUGAAAAAGUUACCUCAUGGAGUGAGAUGCUCUAAAGUGAACUCCUGUCCUGAGAAGCAGAGUCCAGACAGCGCCUGCUCUAUGGAGUAUUCCAGCAGCCGCCUGUCCAGCCCAGAACACCCUGGAGAAGACUCUGAGCCUACCGAGCCGCUGAGUGUAGACGGAAACUCAUCAGAACUGGAUAUGGAGGAUCUGGAUGAGGAAGAGGAAGACGGUUUGAGGAAGAAUGAUGGUCAGACUCCUGUACCUCAGACCCCAGACCAGGAGGCUUUUCUUAAGAGGCACUUUGCAAACCUGUCAGACCUCAACAACCCUGCAAGUCCAACUAGAGUAACUCCAAAUAUUUCUGACAGCAUGUCUUCAAAGUUCCUCUCGCAGAACUCUCCUAGCAGAACUGCAUUCCCAUUCCCCUCAAACAAAAACAGUGACAUUAAAACCGCCAGUGGAGUAGUACGGCCCCUCGUCUCAGAAGUGCGGCCCCUCAUGGAGAAUAAGAGUCCAUUCAAACAGCAGGAAUCCCAGAGCUCUGAGAGGUCAUCAUGUCAGCGUUUAAUCCAGAAGAAACGCACACCUGUGAUGGACUCCCGCAGACUAAUCAGCCCUGUCGCUAAAGCGGCCGCAAAUCACAACAGUUCUGCAGGCAUGAGGAAAGCUCAGUCCAUCCACAACAUCUCCUCUGAAGCUGAUGCGGUUCAGACAUCCAGUCUUCCUUCUAAGGAAGUUCAUCCACAGCCCCAAGCCUCUGAAAGACCACGGCGUUCCCUUCCCACCGUCCCGCUCAUCAGCCCCACGUCUGCCCUGCAGAGGGACAACACCACCACACCUACCAAGUUAAAGGCACGUUCCUACAUGAGUCCCACCACUAGCUCGAUGGCCAAGAUCUCCCGCUCUGCUUCUAUGGGCGACAACUUGAAUGUUGUAGAAAUAGGAGAAGACACAGGAUCUUCAGACCGGGGUUCUUGUUCGGACUCUUCCAACUCCCGAAGCUCCUCACAGAGCAAGCCAACCACUCCUGUUACCCAGCAGGUCCCUUGCCCUAAUACUUCAACCUCUCCAUUUCCAGGCCCCUACACUCCUCAUGCGGCAGUCGUACCCACGCUGAGUGCUGGCUCUGGAAACUCUUCCUCUAAAGGUUUCCAGGUCAAACUGACUGGCAGUGCUCGACCCCUGCUCCAUAUAGACAUACCCAAUCCUCUUCCUGAUAAACCCUUCUUAUCUUCCCUCUCGCCAAGCAGCAAGAGCCCCAAGGUUGCACAAAAAGAGCCCUUAAGUAGAAACCCAUCGAUGACUCCUUCAGCAGUUCAGAUUCCCAGCGGCAUCAUUCAGCCAGUCGCAGCUGUUCAUUUGAGCCCAUCUGAAACCCCAGACCAGAUUGAACUCAGUAUGGUGCUUGUUCCCAGUCAGACUAAAAACUUAACAGAUGUUGAACUUCAACCGGAUGCAGAGCCAAAUAAUGAGGAUACUUCUGAGGCGGAGUGCUCUCCCAUGAGCCAGUGCAGUCUUCUUCAGUCUUCAUCAGGAGCUCAACACUCAGGUUUGCCAGGACACCAGUCUUCCCUCACUCCAUCUUCUGUUUUGCUACGUCUUGGGCUGUCUAAACACUUUUUUACCAAAGGGCUCUGGCCUCUCUCACCUUCCACGUCUUCCAUCACUUCCUUCAUCUCUUCUCCACCCUCUCCAUCCAUUAACCAUUACCAUCUGCAGGAUACAUCUCUCAGCGUGGAUGCCUGUAGGGUGGUUGCCAAUGAAUUGCAGAACAGUUUUAAAAGAGCCUCCCACCUCUACAAAAUGCUAAGCAGUUCCACCGACUCCAGCGAGGAGCAGCAGGAAAUGUCUCGAGUGCUGUCUGAAGCGUUCGAGGCCAUGAGAGAUGAGCUGAAUUGUCUGCCACCAUACACUCCGCCAAAAUCGCCCAGUGCUAAUGCUGUGCACACUUUAGCUAACAGCGAGCCAACACUGGGUGACGACAGGACACUAGCCCUUCUGGAGCAGUACUCCAAACUGCUGCUCAGCGCCGUAGAGAAGAGGAUGGACAACAAAAUCUGACCACUCCAUACAGAUACCAGGAUAUCAAGCCAUUUUAGAUAGCGAGGAGCUUUUAAUAAAGAAAUUAGAAAGAAAUUCCACUAUCCUACCUCCCUGUUUAGCAUGCUACUAUGGCAGCAACACGUCCCUCACUUUUUCCUCACCUCUUCGCAAAAUUUCCUGCCCUGCUACUAGAAACGUCAUGGUGACCUAGACGUCAUCGAGGAAGAAUUGGAUAUGUCCAUUGACCGCAUGGUACAGAAAAAUGGAUUCAACAGUCAGACGUUUUAUAUACACACACAAUAUUUUGAUGUUGAAAACAGUAGUUGAGAGAAAUCUCCAACAAACGUAAUCUAUUUGAACACUGGGUUUGAUAUUUUAAGACAACGAUCAGCGCUCUCUUUCGAAGGGACAGGUAUCCCUAGAAGUCUUAUCAAGGUUUGUCACACUUUGACCUUUUAUUAUAGAAUGAUUUUUUAUAUAUUGUAUGUUGUGUUUGUGUUGAUACUCUCAAGUUGAAUUGGGACGUCGGGGGUGUGUAUUUAUUCUCAUCUGAUAGGUCAAUGAGUCGCACAGAAGCUCUUCAAAGCGUGUUUGUUGUACAGUGUCAAUCUUCUGAUUCCCAGUAGUUUCGGUUGGGUGAAAAAUCUGGGAGACUUUUUGAAGGAUGAAUUGGAAUCGCUUUUAUUUGCAGGACUUUUUCUUUUGUAUGUACUUGAAUGGUAACUGUCUCAUGGAUACGGGUGCCUUAAUCAUGACCAGCAAUUUGUUUGAAGGAAUAAAUCUGGCGUUUGUAAUUCAACCAAGCUAUAUAAUCGAAACGACCAGUGAUUUCUGGAUGUUAUAAUUGAUUCAUUCCAGGUUGCAAUUGGUGACUGCCAUAAAAACACUGAAUUGACACUAAAGGCUGAUUGAUGCCUCAUUCACACUAGCAGUGACUUUGUAGCUGCCUGUCGCUCUGGGAGUGAUCUGCCGCUAACGCAGGUCAGUGUAGGUCUAUAGCACGGAGAAUACAACCGGCCUCUGAGCGAGCUGAGAGGAUUACGUAAGCUCCACUGGUGCUCCUAUUGGUUGUCGCUCAAGAAAGUCACUCUUCAUUUGCAUAAAGUUGAAGGAUUCUCAACUUUGUAGCAUUGCUCAACACGCUCACCUGAUCACCAGCGGUCGCUGUCGCUUAUGUAGACAGAGGUUGCAGGAAGUCCCUCACUCUGUUGAAAUGAACAGUCGCUUGUCACUUUGCUGCUAUGAGUCGCUCGUAGUGUGAAUGAGGCUUUAUACUUCUGCGUCAAGCGCAGCCUUCACAUGGUCGCAAAGCCCUCGCCGUGGCUGAUGCCGACGCUGAUGCGCACCUCUCAAAAAAAUGUAACUACACAUCUCAACGACGUGUAGCACAAACUCUGUGAUUGGUCGGCUUGGUAUCGAUGAUGAGUGUGGGCAGUGCUGAGAUCUGCAAGCCCAAAGGAGCAAGUGCUUACAAGUGUGGAGUCUCGUGAAGGAGCUCCAGGUGGAAACUUUUGUUUUGUGUUUGCCUUAUGAUUUAAGUUGUUGCACGUCUGCCGGUUCCCAUCUCCGAAUAAACGAGUUUUAGCUACUUGCAGAGUAUAUAAAAAACAAAACACCCCCAAAGAAACUCAACACAGAAGAACAUAAAAACCUACUGCCAGCUAGUGUUUUGGAGUUGUUAUUGCAGAGCAACACAAACAGCGCACAGAAGUAUAAAGGCUAGUUUACACUUCUGUGUUGAGUGAUCGACGUGAACAAAGGUGCAUGCUUUACGCACUGCCGUGCAUUUAUAUUUCUGCAUGCUGUUUGUGUUGCUCUGCAAUAACAUCUCCAAAACUCUAGCUGGCUGUAGGUUUUUAUGUUCCGCUGUGUCGAGUUUCUUCGCUGGUGUUUUGUUUUUUCUGAAUGCUACCUUAAUGUACAAGUAGCUAAAACUUGCUCAUUCAAAGGCAGGAACUGGCGGGCAUGCAACAACUUUAAUCAUAAGGUAAACACAAAACAAAUCUUUCCAUCUGGAGCUCCUUCACGGGACUCGACACUUGUAAACACUCCAACAGGUUCGCUCGGCUCUCGGUCCCGCCUGCACUCAUCACUGCUACAAAAUUAAGCAAUCACAGAGCUUAAGCUAUGCGUCAUUACAACGUGUAGUUACAUUUUUUGAGAGGUGCGCGUCAGCGUCGGUGAGGGCUAUGCGUCCGGCUCAGCCUUCGCGUGGUCAUAUCGCUCCCGCCGUGGCUGACGCGAACAUGAACCUCUUAAACGACAUGUAGCGCAAGCUCUGUGAUUGGUCGGCUUGGUAGCUGUGAUGAGUGUGGGUGGUGCUGAGAGCUGCAAGCCCAAUGGAGCGAGUGUUUACAAGUGUGGAGUCCCGUGAAGGAGCUCCAGACGGAAACUUUUGUUUGUGUUUACCUUUAGGAUCAAAGUUGUUGCACGUCUGCAGUUUCCUGCCUCUGAAUAAGCGAGUUUUAGCUACUUGUACAAUAAGCUAGCGUUCAGAAAAAACAAAACACCCGUGAAGAAACUCGACACAGAGGAACAUAAAAACCUGCUGCCAGCUAGUGAUUCGGAAGUGUUAUUGCAGAGCAACACAAACAACACACAGAAGUAUAAAUGCACGACUAUGCAGAAGGUAGGCACCGUAGGUUACAGUGAUCACUCAACAAAGAAGUAUAAACCAGCAUUCAAAUGCAUGGCUAUGCGCAAGGCAAGCGUCAUGGGUCACACCGAUCACUCGAUGCAGAAGUAUAAAUCAGCCUUAAGAAAGAUGAUGCAAUGGAAAAAUGAAAAGAAAAGUUUCUUGAACUUCUGUGCACAAAUUAUGAGAAAAGUUUACAUAUUUUCCAGAGCUUUUGGUUUUGAAAACAUCGUCUUUUUCAGAGUGCUUUCCAGUGAUGACUUCUUAAAGGUUUGUUUUUAUUGUUAUGUCAUUUACUCUAAAGCAAAAAAAAGGUCAUUCUGUAAUCCACAACCCAUCUUGCUCCUUUCUGUUUACCGUAAUUCUGUACAGCGAGACACUUGUUUGUCAUUAAGCUUAAAUCAACUGAUGAAUAAUGUUAAAUGUACUGUAACUUCCUAUAUAGAUGGACCUGCACAUAUUUUCUAGUGUCCAGCUCUGCUACUGAUGAUCCCGAGCUGAAGCGAGGUGUACGCUGUACGAAUUUGGGAUAUUAAACGAACCUUGAAUUUUGAUUCGAUCGCAUAGAUCGGACAUGCUGUUUGAAAAGGAUAAAUGUGAGAACGUGGCAUGAUUGAUAUUGUACGCUUUCAGUUGUCACCAAAGAUCAUACAGUUGAUGUCAUAUAGUUGCCUUUUAUACAGGGUCAUACUGUAAGAUCUGGCAAAAUAUGGAUUAUAAAAUGGCACAGUGUACACCCAGCUUAAAUCAACACUGCAACUAGUUCAGUCCAGCUGCAACUUGCCUGGUGCCUGAGAUGCAUAAAUUAUAUUUACUGACUCGAAUCUUGAAUCUUUUGACGAUUAUUAGAUUUAUUAAAGGUGUAGUUCAGCCAGAAAUUGAAGAAAAAUGCCUCAUUUAUUUUCCCUCAUGUGGUUUUAAACUGGUGGCAUGGUGGCUCAGUGGUUAGCACUGUCACCUCACAGCAAGAAGGCCACUGGUUGGAUUCCUAACUGGGCCAGUUGGCAUUUCUGUGUGGAGUUUGCUCUCCGGGUGCUCCGGUUUCCCCCACAGUCCAAACACGUGCUGUAGGUGAAUUAGAUCAACUAAAUUGGCCGUAGUGUAUGGGCGUGUGUGUGAAUGAGUGUUUCCCAGUACUGGGUUGCGGCUAAAAGGGCAUCCGCUGUGUAAAACAUAUGCUGGAAUAGUUGGCGGUUCAUUCUGCUGUGGGGACCCCUGAUAAAUAAGGGACUAAGCCGAAGGAAAAUGAAUAGUUUUAAACCUCUGUUGAACACAAAAGAAGAUAUUUUGAAGAAUGGUAGUUGAUGGCACACAUUGACCUCUAUAGUAUGGGGUAAAAAUUACUAUGGAAGUCAAUGGGUGUGCACCAACAUUUUUCAGAACAUCAUCUUUUGGGUUUACCAAGAAACUCAAAUAGAUUUAUGAACAAAUGCGUGAGUAAAUGAGGGCAGAAUUGACAUUUUUGGGUGAAAUAUCCAAAUAUUAAUAUGUAAAAUGUGCAAUUACAAUCAAAUGCAAAUAUAUACCACAAUACUACUAUACUCAAUUUCACCAAUGGCAGAUUGCACUGGCAGUUUUGUAAUAAAAGGAGUUUUGUGUAUGCAGAAAAAGCUCUUAUAUGCCAUCUCAUAUGAGAUAAGUGCUAUGGCUUUAAGUGAGACUGGAAAUGCAUGAGAUGAAAUCAGUUUAUAUAUGCCCAAACAGACUUGCUUUAUCUAUCGAGUGGGCUUCAGUGAUGUAGCAGAAAUGAAACCGUACAGUAGGACUUUAUCAGUAAGAGAAUCAGCAUGAAUCCACAUCAUAUGCAUGCAGAACGGCAGAAAUUAGAGAUGGCUUUCUGAACUAGAAUGCAUGGUUGUAUGCUUGACCAGCCCAUCAUGCAACUCUUCAGCUUUCAGCAUUUUUUAUUUUCUCUGUGGUCAGCGGCUUUGCUUUUUUUAAAUGUAACUAAUGGUCAAUCGAUCAUGACGUAGUCUAGGAUUACAGAUGGACCAGUGGUUCCUCAGACUGUUUCUUUUUGGAAACUUUUGUCUCACCUUUUGCUCCAAACCGAAGUCAAGUGUUUCUAUUCUCAGUGUUUCUACAAGCUAUCAUCUGAAAUCUCUUUCUCAGAGAAGUCAAACAAAUAAAAAUGUAUUUAUUACAUGAUGAA